Molecule: messenger RNA, 2909 nt
Organism: Ficedula albicollis (Collared flycatcher)
Lineage: Eukaryota; Metazoa; Chordata; Aves; Passeriformes; Muscicapidae
Gene: DAPP1
Product: dual adaptor of phosphotyrosine and 3-phosphoinositides
Exons: 9
Coding region: 74-844 (256 amino acids)
Source: RefSeq, a predicted model, not a curated record
GGCCGGGCCGGGCCGGGCGGUGGCGGCCCGCACUUCCUCAGCCCCGCCGAGGCGGCGGAGCAGCCGCGGGAGCAUGGCCCAGCGCCGGGAGCCGCUGGAGCGGGAGCUGAUGGCGCUGGGGUGGUACCAUGGCAAUCUCACCCGGCACGCAGCAGAAGCACUGCUGCUCUCCAACGGGCAGGAUGGGAGCUAUCUUUUGAGGAAGAGUAAUGAAAGGGAAGAUUUGUACUCUCUCUCUGUAAGGGGAAAAGAUUCUGUGAAACACUUCCAUGUUGAACAUACAGGAACUUCAUUCAAAUUUGGAUUUAAUGAGUUUUCUAGCUUGAAGGAAUUGGUCAUGCAUUUUGCAAACCAGCCUUUAAUUGGAAGUGAAACAGGAACUUUAAUUGUAUUGAAGCAUCCCUACCCAUGGCAAGUGGAAGAACCUUCCAUUUAUGAGUCUGUCCGAGUUCACACUGCAAUGCAGACGGGAAGGACAGAAAGCGACCUUGUCCCAAACGCUCCCUCACUUGGUACCAAGGAAGGAUAUUUGAUAAAACAAGGCAAAAUAGUCAAGAGCUGGAAAACAAGGUGGUUUACACUGCAUAGGUAUGAACUUAAGUACUUCAAAGACCAGACAGCUACGGAACCCAUUCGAGCACUUGACUUAACUGAAUGCUCAGCUGUGCAAUUUGACUAUUCCCAGGAAAGAGUAAAUUGUUUCUGUUUAGUGUUCCCACUAAGGACCUACUACCUGUGUGCCAAAACUGGGAUAGAAGCUGACGAGUGGAUUAAAAUCCUGCGGUGGAAACUGUCCCAAAUCCGGAAGCAGCUGGAGGAGCACAGCGCCACCCUCAGUUCCUAGCUGUGUGCCCGCGCUCCUGCUCCGCUGGCAGGAAUUGCCUCUCCAAGGGGAAGGCACUGCCUAGAGGGCAGCCUCACGUCUCCAGUGCAGUCUGUGCCCCCACAGAGCCAUCACCCAGCUCUGCACACACGGGAUCUGCAGCUCUGGGUGCUCUGGGGCACUGAGUCACACCUGGGGGCGGCUUCAGAACCAGAGAGUGGGUUUGAUACGCGUGGUGUGUGCCUGUAAUGCACUUGAUUCAAACAACUAAUCACAGAAGUGGACACUGCUCAAAACUUUUGUGGUUAUUCAGAGCACUCAGUAAUUUAUUGCAAGCUCCAUCACAACUAAGCAUCAGUAUCAUGUUCUGUAACCUCGAACAUUUUAAACAGGUCCUUUCUGGAAACAUUAAAUAUCUUUUUAUUACCUGUUUAGGCUUUAAACUAAAAGGUCAGAAUUGCAUUUUGUAAAUAGUAUCUAUAUUGCAAUCCAGACAGUGGUAUUUAAAGGCCCUUUUCGAAGUGAUAGAUGUGCAACAGUUCUGGUCAAACAAUUUUUUUAUGGUUUAGCUUUAUAACACAGUGAUGUUUCAAAGAGCGUAUGUCUGUAACGGUGAGCAGCAUCAUGUAGGCACACUGAUCCACAAGCCAGGGCUAUGAGAAACAGUAGCUGUUUCCUGGCACUUACAGGGCACACAUUUAACAGCAUUGUGGCUCACUACAGAGACAAGUGGAACCCCAUGAUGUUGGUGCUGUACUCAAAAUAGAUGUUACAUUUUGGAAGCAAAGUUUGACACACUGGAGAGGCUCAAGACCAGCUUGACGCAGCUGCAAGAUCCCCUGAGCAAUCCUGUGCCUUCUGGAGGGCUGGGCAAAGAGGAAGGAACCCUCUCUCCCUGCAUAACAAUCAAAUUUAUGCUGAAACAGCAUCUGCAAACCUCUCCUGCUAUGCAAUACUGCAGUCUGUGUUUGGUAUUGCUCAUGCAGAAGGUGUUUGAUAAUUGCCUUUACUGGGAGAACAGUGCAAAAGAGGAAGGCAAAAGCAUAUUAGAAGAAAGAAAAUCUAGAUUUGGACAUAUAAAUAGCAUUUUAUUUCAACCUAAAAAUUCAAAGUAUGUGUAAAUAUUUUUAUACAGAUUGUUUUCUGAAUAAAAUGUCAUUAUAAAACUACCACAAGUCUUACAUUCCUGUACUGUAUAGUUAAAGCUCCGCCCUCCUUCUUCCCUUAAUGAAGCUUUAACAAACUGGCAUCUCCCAUUUAGUUAAAAACCUUUGUGAGUCGGUGUGAGAGAGAGGCAGCAUAAGGGGAAGAGAGAGAUGACCUUCUCCAACAGCAUCACUGUCCUGUCAACAUGGCUUGGAAACCGAGCUUGUAGGGAAACCACAACCAUAGCCUUCCCUUUUUCACAGCAACAGGCUGCUUCACAAAACCCUGGAAACAAGUUCAGCAGACGGUGUCACAAACUGAAGCCAGUGACAGAAACGGUGCCUGGGUGCCUUGGAAGCCGCCACAGACGGAUGGGUUGAGCAGAAGCAAACAGCAAGGGGAGGCCUUUGCUGGAGUGCAAACACAUUUUACCAGAAACACACAAACCUUCCAGCUGCUUCUGUCAUGACCAGCAACAGAAGUCCCAUUCCAGCUUAGUUUAAAUGGAAAAGGGUUGACUGACAAGCUGUAAUGUCCUUUUGAGCCAAGAACUCCCAGUUGUCAUUGCCAGCACCAGUUUCCCCCACCCUCCAGAGGCCCAUGAGGUGUGAACACAGGGCCAUGGCAUCUCCUCUCCCAGCCUGGGGCACACACCUGCCCAGAGCUUCUCCCUGCAGUGCUGGGCAGGUGUCAUAAGGGGACAUGGGAGGGAGCAACGGGGUGGGGCUAAGAGCACAGGCUUGAUCCCCGGCAACAGGAUCCCUGCACUGCCCUGGGACUUGGUAUCCCUACUGCCCAACCGAGAGACAUACUGGCUGGUUUUCAGCCUAUAAAUUCAUGGAUUCUGGACAUUUACAAUUAAGAGACCUGUUCUGUCUAGAGACAGGCACGUGGUGUGGGGUAUUACAGUGCAACAGAAGAGUGGACCAGGCUCUGUCAU